AUGACACGCCACUACCGGCACUCGGCCCUUGGCCUCGCCGCUGUCCUCGCGCUGCUGUCCGCCACUACGAACCUGCCCGACCUGAUGUUGGUGCCCGGUGUUGUGGCGGUAGAGGACCUGGAGGCCGAGGACGUCCCGCCUGAGUGCGCUCAGGUUUGCGCGCCGAUCGUACAGCUCACGGCGCGGUGCGAGGCACAGGUGGAGGCCCAGUUUGGGACGGAUAAGCGGGAUCUAUCGAUGCGACGAUAUCGAGAUGGGUUGGUAAGGGAUAGAGAGAUCAGGGAGGGAAGAGAGCGGAGAGGGGACGGAAAGAAGAGGAGGAGGAGGAAUCUACAGAAGAUGCUGGGUCGGAGACUCAGCGGGAGACAGGAGCUGGAGUCAGAGGAUAGCAGUGACGACGAAGAGGAGCCCCCGGCGAGUCUGGCUCCGGGAUCGGGGCUCGCUGCGGUGCCUACUUUGGGUGUCGGACGCUCAGCGAGCGCGGAGGAUGCUGCGAAGGAGGCUGCGAAGGAGGCUGCUGAGGCGGCGGCGAAGAAUGCUUCGAGGGUAUAUCAGAGAGAUCAUUGGAGAAUGCGGCUUCGUUGCCGCACCGGCCGCUCCGGCUCCGGCACCGCCGGUACCGCCGGCGACGAUUUCUACGACUACGACUUCCUCUCCGCCGGUAGUGCCGCCGCCGGUGUUAAACCCAGCCGUAACAACAACGUUACCGGCAAACUCGGCCCCCGUGCAGCCUUUCCCGUCAUCAUCUACCUCUUCAACCUCGUCGUCAAUACCCUUACCGCCAGCGCCGGUUGUACCACCCGCCAUCCAGACAUCUACCUCAACAACUGCAUCCCCGCCGAUCAUUCCACCGGCAUUUCAGACUCCUUCAACAUCGCCCACUCCGCCGCCGCCAUCCGUACCCCCCGUUGA
This is a messenger RNA of Colletotrichum acutatum, 912 nucleotides long. RefSeq lists its product as uncharacterized. The record is from RefSeq and is a predicted model, not a curated record. The transcript has 2 exons. Lineage: Eukaryota; Fungi; Ascomycota; Sordariomycetes; Glomerellales; Glomerellaceae. The coding region runs from base 1 to 912 and encodes 303 amino acids.